This is a messenger RNA of Perkinsus marinus ATCC 50983, 1368 nucleotides long. Its product is annotated as Dipeptidyl-peptidase 2 precursor, putative. Gene Ontology annotation, biological process: proteolysis. The record is from RefSeq and is a predicted model, not a curated record. NCBI's taxonomy places the organism in Eukaryota, Perkinsozoa, Perkinsida, Perkinsidae. Bases 1 to 1368 code for a protein of 455 amino acids. The transcript has 12 exons. Gene Ontology annotation, molecular function: dipeptidyl-peptidase activity; serine-type exopeptidase activity.
AUGCUUUUAUCACUAAUCUAUCUCGUCGUGGAACUCACUUCUGCGGCGCCUUUGGUGAAUUGGCAACCUACUGUCACUGAUUGUAUCGAAAAUUGGAUAACGCAAGAUCGUGACCACUUUUCUUUCGGUGAGGGGGGUAAUCCUGGCAAGUUCCAACAGAGAUACUUCACAUUCAAAGACUUCUACCGCCCCGGUGGUCCUCUCUUCUUUUACGUUGGCAACGAGGGGCCAGUCGAGAUAUAUGUCAAUCACACUGGCCUCAUGUGGGAGCUCGGAUCGGACCUUGGCGCCUUCUUGGUGUUCGCUGAGCAUCGUUACUACGGCAAAACACAAGUCUACAGCGACGGCACUCCGGACUGUUUGCGUUAUCUCACGAUAGAGCAAGCGUUAGCCGACUACUCGGUGAUGAUUAACACUUAUACACGAAUAGCAUCGUCGCUGAUAGCGACGAUCGCUUUUGGGGGGAGUUAUGGUGGGAUGCUGGCAAGCGCAUUCCGAUACAAAUAUCCCCAUAUUAUCGACGGAGCGAUCGCAGCAUCCGCGCCCAUAUUUGCAAUUGGCGGGGUUACCCCCGAGCCUAGCAAGACCGCAUUUAACGAGAUAAUCACUCGUGACGCCGGGCCGGUGUGCGCGCAGAGAUGGUGCGACAAUUCUUCGCAUCUGAACAGCUCCGAUCUGGCAAACCAGAUGGUUGCAUGGGCGACCGCUCCUUGGGCCUACCUCGCAAUGGGGAAUUUUCCAUUCCCCAGCAAUUAUAUAACUGCGGCAAUGAACGUCGGAGGAGGUGCAGAUCUGCCGGCUCAUCCGGUUCGCGUUGCGUGUGAACCUUUCGAGCGCCUAGAUACGAUGCCUACUAAAAAGGAAGGCGCACAUAUACGAGCUCUCGCCGAGUCGUUGAGUAUAUACUACAAUGCAUCGGGUGAACUUGCAUGCAAUUCGUUCGCGGAAACUGACGGUGGAGGAGCUCCAAUACCAGAAGGCUCGUGUAAAGGUGACUACGGCUUUCAGACCUGCACUGAGAUGCCUUGGGGGCAGGAUUCGGGAACUGAUCGCGAUAUGUUCUGGCCACCGAGUGAGUUCGAUCCAGAUGACUACAAGGCAGAAUGCUUACAGAAGUAUGGCGUCACUACCAAGGCGUGGGCUGGCCUUCAGUUUCUGCGCAAUAUGGCGGACGCGCUGGCCAGUAUGAGCAAUGUGUUCUUUUCGAAUGGAAAGUUCGAUCCCUGGGGAGUAUCCGCUAGCGAAGACCAGAUUCCACAAGGAGUGGACUGUACGGUUAUGUAUUGCCCGAAAUCGGUGGCAUCCUUCGUGAUGGAGACCGGCGCCCAUCACUCUGAUUUGAUGUUCACCAGGGACGAGGUGAAUUAA